CUCGACCAAACCAUCAAAGAGGGGAGAGAGAAAGCUCUCAAAACCACCUCCAUUGUUUCAGCACGAGCUCAAGGAGAAAGGGGUCCAAAAGAGAGGAUUUAAGAAGGAAAAAGUGAGAAAAAGCUUGGAUAAUUAAGGAACUUGUGAAAGGUAUUUCAAGUGAUUUCACAAAGUUGGAAAAGUCGCCGGAGUUGUCGCCGGAGUUGACCGAAAGUCGCCGGAGUUUCACCGGAGUUCAACCAAGAGGGGUAGAACUUCAUAAAGCUAGUUCAAGGUUGAAGCUAGGGCUUGCUACUUGCACCUUCUUACGGGUGAUAUCAACUCAGGGAGAUGUGAAAUGGAGGGCAGGCGAAUGGCAACCAGGAACAAUCCGAGGGGGCGGGCGCCGGUGGCAUCCCAAAGGGGAAGCCGGGCUGCAUCUCGGGGUUCAAGAGGAGGUCGUGGAGGCCGUGGAAGCCGUGGAGGUCAUCAAGCUCAAACUGUGAGUGAUGGCCAUGUAAGCUCGGUGUACGAAACCAACACCGAGGACUAUGACUCUACGUAUGUUCCUGAGACGGAGCAUGAGGAGACCCCAUAUGAUGGGGGUGACACAUACACCGACGACGACAAUGAUGAGAGCGAUGCCCGCUUCGCCCAAAUGGGCGAAUUACUAGAGUGGUAUCAAAAGGAGAAGCUAAGGAGAGACCUUAGGCGCCAAGCGAGGCGGGGCUCUCGUGGUGGUUCGGGUCAAGGAAGCCGGGGAGCUUCCGUGGCCACCCCAGCGGCGUCACAAGGUGGGCGUGAAGGAGGUUUUGUUGUGAGAAUCUCCAAGUACCUCAAGGAGGCUAGGGCCUUGGGGUGUAGGUCCUUUGACGGCACCGGUGACAUUACCGUUGCCGCCGAUUGGAUUAAGAAGGUGAAGGAUGCAUCAAGAGACAUGCAAAUCACACCGGAUGUGAAGUUGACUGUCGCUUCACGGCUACUUGAAGGGAUAGCUUCUACGUGGUGGGAGAGCGUGGAAGGGAAGUACCAUGGGGAAAUAACAUGGGCGGAUUUUGAGCUAGAAUUCUAUGCUCAAUACUACUCCGAGUACGAGGUGAAUGUGAAACGGAGAGAGUACACUAACCUCAAACAGAAAGAUGGUGGCACAGUUAAGCAGCUGGAACAAGAGUUUAGAACCUUGGCUAGGUUCUUGCCAGAGUACGCGGUUGAUGAGAACCGCAUGACGGAGCAUUUUUGGGAUGCCUUACUCUUGGACAUCCGUGAUCGGGCUACGUACUCGCGCCACAUGACCUUUAGCGAGGUGGUGGAGCAGGGCCUUCUUGGAGAGGCCCAAUGGAAUGAAAGAAAAGAGAGAGACGCCGAAGAGGCGAAAAAGAGGAAGUGGAAUAGUUCGGGGCCACCCGAUCAUUCUCGAAGGAACAACCAUGGUGGUGGCGGUGGUUCAUUCAAGGCGCCGGCUCCACCGGCAAAGAAGAAUAGGGAUGCGAGGUGGAACAGGCCUAGGUCACAGAACUCGGGGCCACCUAGAUGUCCCAAUUGCUCAAAACAACACUUUGGGAGGUGCAAUGAACCACCGAGGUGUUUUAAGUGCGGGAAUGCGGGCCAUAUGAAGGCCAAUUGCCCUCAAUUGAUGCAAGAGAGUGCCUCGGGAGCCGGGGGAGGGACCAUGACGGGAAGGAACCGUGUGGGGCCAUCACACGGUGGUACGGGAAGAGGCGGCGCAUCCACAAGUCAUGCCGCGUCCGUCAACCAAGGUGGGACCCAAGCUCGAGUGUACGCAAUGACCGAGGCGGAUGCGCGAGCAAACCCGGACUCCGUUGCAGGUUGAAGCUAGGGCUUGCUACUUGCACCUUCUUACGGGUGAUAUCAACUCAGGGAGACGUGGUUCGUGCUUCCUUAUUUUCUUUCAAACUACUGAAUAUUUGCUCAUGGAUAUUUUUAUUUGUUAUAAACUAUUUUUGGGGCUUGCAUGCCCAUGUUGUUGGCCGGUUGUGGCUUAUGACUUACCGUUGAAUAUUUCCGCUAUUCAUUGGUUAAAAUGUGAUGUUGUUAUGUAUGUUUACUACUGAGUAUGGAUGGAUUAUUUUCUCGAACGCCUUGUGUAAUUAAGUGAGGUUGACUCGCGGGUGACGUCACUUGAUUAUACGGCGGUUGUACACGCGCUGGGAUUGCGGUCUGGGGUGUGACACAAAAUGUCCUUGAUUUCUUGUGUACUCACAAAUUUAAGGCAUUAGAUGGUGAAACUAUGAAAGUUUAAAGGC
Messenger RNA from Cuscuta epithymum, 2243 nucleotides. The record is from the annotation of a GenBank genome assembly. Lineage: Eukaryota; Viridiplantae; Streptophyta; Magnoliopsida; Solanales; Convolvulaceae.